CAGUGUUGCAUUAGAAACCGAGGCCAUAAUGUUCCUCCCAUGUGCAUCUUUUGUUUGAGCCUGACAAAAUCUCGGGCGGCAUUUGGACUGGCGCUCGUCAGCGAUACGUUGUGCUGCUGCAGCAGCAGCAUCCCAUAAUUCGACACGCACACGACUUGGAUUUCAACACCGAAAUCGGAUUUGUGUGUCUGCAUGUUGCCGUCGAGAGAUGCCGGCCUGCGUUCUUUUUCGUUUCGCUCUGCUUCUGCUGCUGCUGGGGAAACGGGCUUUGGCAGAGAUUCGCUACUCCACCCCCGAGGAGGUUAAAGAUGGAACCGUUGUUGGGAAUCUUGCAAAGGAUUUGGGUCUUGACGUGGGCUCUCUGGUCGAUCGCCGCUUCCGAGUGGUUUCCGAAUCGAAGGAGGCCUUUUUCGAGGUAAACCGGCAGAACGGGGUGCUGUACGUGAACAAGGGGAUCGACAGAGAUGAUUCGUGUCAGGGCGGCGGCGCCUGCCUCUUUGAGCUCAAAGUCAUUGUGGAGAACCCUUUGGAAAUACAUUAUGUCAUGAUAGAAAUCACAGACGUCAACGAUCACGCGCCUGUUUUUAUAGAAAAAGAGCAAAAGUUUGAAAUAGCCGAGCACACGUUGCCCGGUAAACGAUUCAAGCUGCAUGCGGCACACGAUCCCGACGCGGGGAUGAACUCCAUCCGCGCCUACACGCUGACGUCAAACGAGCAUUUUGAAGUCGAUGUUCGCCAGAGCGAUGAGGAGAAAAUUCCUUUUUUGGUGCUGAAGAAAUCUCUGGACCGGGAACAAAAGGCAAAACACUCGCUGCGGGUCACAGCGCUGGAUGGAGGAAAACCCCCACGAUCGGGGACGCUGAACGUGUCCGUUGUUGUGCUCGACAUCAAUGACAACAGACCAACGUUCAGUCAAGACAUUUACCAAAUUACAAUCGCGGAAAAUAUCCCGAUAGGUACUUCAAUAUUUCAAAUGAAUGGUACAGACCCGGAUGAAGGGGUGAACGGAGAAAUCGAAUAUAGUCUCGCAAAGGCUUUGAAGAAAAGUGUAUACGCUGUUUUUGAAAUGGAGAGAUUGACUGGGAUUGUAAGAAUAAAAGGACACGUAGACUAUGAAGAAGAUGAUAUAUUUAAACUCGACAUCGAGGCCUCCGACAGAGGAACACCUGCGAUGACAGGUGAGUGCAGAGUCAUUAUCAAGAUAAGAGACAUGAAUGAUCAUGUUCCAGAAAUAGAAGUGACUUCCCUGUCAAAUACGGUGGCAGAAGACUCCAAACCUGGCACAGUUAUUUCCCUCAUCAGCGUGAAGGAUAGAGACUCGGGUGUGAAUGGCAAAAUGAUCUCCACCAUAACCAACGACGUCCCUUUUGAAUUGAAGCCAUCCUACAAAGAAAACAUAUUUUCGGUGGUGACGAAAGAAUAUUUGGACAGGGAGGAGGUCUCUCAGUAUGAAAUUGAAAUCAAGGCCAGCGACUGUGGUGAACCUCCUUUAUCGAAUGUAAAAUCGCUCAAUAUUCAGAUCUCAGAUGUGAAUGAUAACAGUCCGCACUUUGAAAAGAACCCCCUUGAGUUUUAUUUAACAGAGAACAAUGCGGCCGGGAGUUCCAUUUUCUCCAUCAGUGCAUCGGACAAAGAUAUAAACGACAACGCUGCUAUUUCCUAUCGUAUCGUGGGAGAGAGACGUCUGAAUGACAUCGCAUCUUUCCUCAACAUUAAUCCGGAGACCGGAGAAGUGACGGCGCUGAAGAGUUUUGACUUUGAGGCGCUGAAAAGCUUCCAGUUCCAGGUGUCGGCCACCGACGGCGGAAGUCCUCCGCUGAGCGGCAACGUGACGGUCAAGGUGUUCAUUCUGGAUCGGAACGACAACGCUCCGGUCAUCCUGUAUCCGCUCAGCUCCAACGGUUCCGCCCGAGGCGCCGAGGAGAUUCCCCGCAAUGCCAAAGCGGGAGACUCGGUGACUAAAGUCCGAGCCUACGACGCCGAUACGGGAUAUAACGGCUGGUUGCUGUUUUCGCUGCGGCCGCUCGGCGAGCGCGCUCUCUUUUCUCUGGACCGCUAUACGGGCCAGAUCAGAACACUUCGCCCGUUCACCGAGACGGACGAGGCCGAGCAUCGACUGCUCGUACUGGUCAAAGACAACGGCGACGUUUCGCUCUCGGCGACGGCUACCGUGACCGUCAAACUGGCCGAGCCCAAAGAGGCUUUGGCGGCUUCCGACCACGCGGGAAGCGCGGCCGAAGCGGACCGGCGCGAGGACCGGGUGACUUUUUAUCUGGCGCUGACUUUGGGCUCGGUCUCGCUGCUUUUGGUCAUCGCCGUGGUGGUGCUGAUCGCCAUGCGCUGCUCCAAACCCGCAGAGUACACGUCCAAAUAUCUCCAAGACGCUCAUUACGACGGCACGCUGUGUCACAGCAUCCAGUACAGAUCGGGAGACAAACGCUACAUGUUAGUCGGACCCAGGAUGAGUGUUGCUUCCGCCGGCGCCCCGGGCAGCCACGCCGGCACGCUGGUUCUGCCCGACGCCAGACGUGCGGCCGCAGGGGAGGUAAGAAUCAUUAAUCUACUAUGUCUUUUUUUUUUUUAAUGAAUCAGAAAAAAUAGAGGCCACGUUCAAAAUCAAAUGUUGCUUGAUUUGAACCAUUUCUCCACAUAUUGUCACACUUGUCAAUGAUGUGAAAUUCUGGUCCUGGUUAUCACGUUGAAGUUUUGGCGGCCUUACAGAUAGAAUUCCCUCGGGCCGGGUGUUGCAGUUAAGCUCUGAGAUGCUUUGGUGCUGAAGUCCUGCCAGUGGUCACUGAUUCUAUUUGUACGAAACGAGAGCAAUAGUGACUCGGACUUUGGCUCACGUGUUUUACAUAUGACAGAAGCUAUACUUGACAUCUAUGUUGACCUUAACUCUUUUGCUCUCAACUGAACAGACACGUCAUUAGGUACAUCUACAAUCUAACGUGAACCCAACAGAUAUAAAGCAGCUGUCGAAAAUAGCGUUGAGAUUUGGCUUGACCUUCUCGCGAUUUUGAACGCUUCAAGCCGUGUUCAAAGGUCACAUCAGUCUCGUUCCACCCCGGUCCCGGGCGACCGCGUUGACUUGAACUUAUAAAACAUCUAUGUUCUCCGACACAUUUGGAAAAUACAUUACAAGUCCCACCUCAUAGUUUUUUUGGUUUAUUUUUUAAAACAUGAUUUAAUGGAGAUCAUUCGUAAACAGAGAACACAAAUGUGGGCGGACUGCUUCAGUAUGACAUACAAAAAUAUCUGCCUGCGGUAACCAUACUUGGUCGAAUUGUUUUGGACUUGAAACUCGGUUUUCCGUCGUCGGGCAGUUCGUUGUGUGAAGUCCUCGGAGGAAAUGUUGCUGUCUAUGGUGCUGAACGUGUAUGAAAUGUAUGAACUCAGAAGUCCAGGAUAAUCGUUUGGUCGACUGUUGUUCAAGUUGC
Messenger RNA from Phyllopteryx taeniolatus (common seadragon), 3437 nucleotides. Its product is annotated as protocadherin alpha-8-like. Lineage: Eukaryota; Metazoa; Chordata; Actinopteri; Syngnathiformes; Syngnathidae. Gene Ontology annotation, molecular function: calcium ion binding. Bases 209 to 2584 code for a protein of 791 amino acids. Gene Ontology annotation, cellular component: plasma membrane. The transcript has a single exon. The record is from RefSeq and is a predicted model, not a curated record. Gene Ontology annotation, biological process: homophilic cell-cell adhesion.